CCUCCAUCCGAGCCAGGCCUUUCCGAAUCUUCCGCCGCAAUGAGCAACGAGCCUCUUGCCAAACCAACUGUUGCUGAAGCCAGCGAUCUGCGCGGAUUCAACGGACGCCCCUUGCUACCUAAUUCUGGCACUAGGGGCUCAGCUGUGCCCAGAAGAUAAGGACGAGUUUUCUCAGAACUGCCUACUUUCGCUACGGUCGGCUACUGGCUGUAACCCAAAAUUUGGACACCUGCAGUACUUCCUCGAUCAGGUGAUACAUCUACAUCACCAUGUAUCUGCUCAACGCAUCUAAAGCAGACUCUGCCUCGAAGUAUUUGGCCACGGCUGCCGGUGCCGCUUAUUUACUUAGGAUUCAUCGUACUGAUGUCCUAUCCGAUUUUUCGAAUGAAGCAGUUGAUGAACGCGAGCGGCUUUGGAAGGCGCUUCGUAAACUUGACCUCUUUAUCAGUUCAUCCUACGGGCGGCCCAUUUCUACAUACGAAACGCGUCACUUGCAAUCUGAGAAAACUUGCUCCCCGGUAGUUGAUCUCGGUGUCACCUGCGAGAGCAUCUUGCUAAACGUCUAUCUUCGUCACAACCCUAGUGAGAAGUUCAUUCAGCAUAUCAUUGAGCAACAUCGGUCGUGGGUUUUACGCCUCUCCAAUGAAUUGGAAGUCGAUGGCAUUGCAUUCACGAAACAUCCGCAGGGUAUACAGCACCUGAUCCUAUCUUACGUGAACGGGUCAUACUACUGGGGCAUCAUUCUCCUGACCCGGCCCUACUGUCUUAACUACGUGUCCACAUACGUUACGGCUUUCGGUCAUCAAGGUGCCUUAGCUAGCGGGAGACGAGAGCUGAAAAUCAACACCUCUUUCCUAGAACAUACUAGAUGUACUUCGAUGAGGUGGAAGGCCCAUACCCAGGCUCUAUUCAGGAGAUCUGCCUCUGGUCGCGAUCCACCUCAAUGAGGUAAGUGCAACAUGUGCACAUCUUGGCCAUACGAUAGACUGCUUGCCGAACCAUCAGCAGAUGGGAU
Colletotrichum acutatum is the source of this 1015-nucleotide messenger RNA. RefSeq lists its product as uncharacterized. Gene Ontology annotation, biological process: positive regulation of transcription from RNA polymerase II promoter by galactose. Gene Ontology annotation, cellular component: nucleus. Gene Ontology annotation, molecular function: RNA polymerase II cis-regulatory region sequence-specific DNA binding; DNA-binding transcription factor activity, RNA polymerase II-specific. The transcript is spliced from 3 exons. Bases 270 to 947 code for a protein of 225 amino acids. Lineage: Eukaryota; Fungi; Ascomycota; Sordariomycetes; Glomerellales; Glomerellaceae. The record is from RefSeq and is a predicted model, not a curated record.